Messenger RNA from Diabrotica virgifera virgifera (western corn rootworm), 1309 nucleotides. Its product is annotated as alpha-aspartyl dipeptidase. Bases 458 to 1180 code for a protein of 240 amino acids. NCBI's taxonomy places the organism in Eukaryota, Metazoa, Arthropoda, Insecta, Coleoptera, Chrysomelidae. The transcript has 6 exons. Gene Ontology annotation, biological process: proteolysis. The record is from RefSeq and is a predicted model, not a curated record. Gene Ontology annotation, molecular function: serine-type peptidase activity.
UUAUGUGCGUACACGUUAGCGUGUACCUAGACACAGCGAAUCCUAAAACGUAAUUACAUAAAGGAUCGUUUAAACACAGCGAUAUAUCAAACAACUUAUCAAGGUCAAUCGAGUUGUUGCAACUUAUCACUGUGUGUAAACGGUGCAUCGCACAACUUAUCAAAGUUGGAGUUGGGUUGAAGGUGGUAUCGCAUUGAAUCGCAGCGUCUAAACAGCGUUUCAACUUGUCAUCACAACUAGUUGCUGUGACUUAUCGUUGUGUUUAAACGACCCUUAAAGAAGCUCCAAUAUCGUAUCGUAUGUUCCGCCUCUGAACACUCGUCAAGGGAAAACACGUGGUGUCGAUCAAUCAGCUGUUUUUCUAUCCAAUUUAUAAAUAUUUAUUAAAUAUCCCCGACCCCUUUGGUGAUUCCAAUUCCAGUUUUAUUUGACAAUAAAUUUUUUGAAAUUUGAUACUAUGGCAACACGGAACGUUUUACUGCUUUCUAGUUCCAAAUUGCACGGAUUUGAACUGCUCGAAUUUGCUGAAAACGAUAUUUCGGAAUUGUUAAAUAGGAAUAAAGUUGAAAAUGUUUUGUUUAUACCUUACGCCCUAAAAGAUCAUGAUGCAUAUUUGAAGAAUGUGGAAAAACCGUUCAAAAAAUGGGGCUUUAACAUAAGCAGCAUCCAUACACAGGAACCUUUACUUGCAAUUAAAGAUGCAGAAGCGAUUUUUGUAGGAGGAGGCAACACCUUCCGUCUUCUAAAGACAUUAUAUGAUUUAAAAUUAGUAGAACCAAUAAGAAAAAAAGUUCUACAGCAUGGAAUGCCUUACAUAGGAGCUAGUGCAGGUUCUAAUGUGGCUACUACAAGCAUACACACAACAAAUGACAUGCCUAUUGUUUACCCUCCUACCUUUGAAGGCCUAGGGCUAGUACCAUUCAAUAUAAACCCCCAUUACAUAGACGCAGAUCCAAAUUCUACACACAAGGGCGAAACUAGGGAAGACAGAAUCAGACAGUACCAGGAAGAGGAUCAUUCUAAAACUGUGUUAGGUAUUAGGGAAGGAUGUAUGUUAAACAUUAGAGACAAUACGCUCGCUGUGAAAGGAGUAAAUGGAGGAAGAUUGUUUGAAAAGGGAAAAGAGCCACGAGAGGUUAAUGUUGGAUCAUUUUUAAACUUUCUUUUGGAGAGCUCAUGACGAGAAAUUUUCUAUAAAUAAAACAGUUUUUGGACUUUUUAUAAAACGAAGACUGAAGAAUCGGGUUCAAUAAAUAUGUUUUAAAUUUUGGAUGUAUAAUAUUUUAAAUAAAUCUUUUCUUUGGAAGUA